This is a messenger RNA of Owenia fusiformis, 844 nucleotides long. Lineage: Eukaryota; Metazoa; Annelida; Polychaeta; Sabellida; Oweniidae. The record is from the annotation of a GenBank genome assembly.
GGCAAAUGUUAAUUUUGAGACAUUAAAAGCGAACUAUUUUAAUUUUGAGACAUAAAUGUGAGAAAAAGUAAAAAAAAUGAUGAUAGAAAAAUAUAACUUACUAUGCACACAAAAAUGGCACUCUACACAGAAACUUUGGGCUCUGUCAGUGUGACGUUGGUAAAGUUAUCACGCUGACCAAGCUAUUUCGUAAAAUUUACUAAAUCAAAGAUGGCAUCAAGUAUUGCAUCAACAUGAGUUGGGCACAGGCAAUGGCAGUGGACCAUUGUAAAAAUGAUGUCGUCAAACAGUUAUACCAGAAAGAAGCGCAAUUCAGAUUAGGGCUUGUGCUAACAUGCAAAGCGUCUGCAUAUGGCGUAAAAUUACAGAAGGGGGCAGACAUGAUGGUCACACCAAAACCUGAAUUUGUUUGUUUCGUCUAUGACCAUUGGACAAAGAUUUUGGAGGCUCGAGUGGCGGAUGUCAAAAGUCCGCCACUCAAAGAACUUGGUGAUUUCUGGUUAUCUUUCGAUGACACUGAUGAGGAUUUGGACGACGAAGAGAACCCCUUCGCCAAAACGGUAAGUUAUAUUUUUCUAUUACUUUUGUUAUGAUUACUUAUGAUAAUAAAUAGUAAUUAAAAUGAUCUCAUUUCUUGGAUUGGUUAUGUUGUUCUUGAAAUAUUUCUAAUUGCUUCAUGGGCUGAUAAGUAAUGUAGCUCACUGACUCGUGGGAAAGGUUAAAGAUCGUGAACAAACAGUUACUUCGGGCAUAGUGCAUUUAUGGCAAUAACUAAGGAUACAGAAUUAAUAGAUGAAUAAUACUAGUGAUAAGUUGAAAGUGGAGUGCAUCAAUUUAAUUUCAU